This is a messenger RNA of Toxorhynchites rutilus septentrionalis, 1243 nucleotides long. It is a transcript of the gene DNaseII, whose product is annotated as deoxyribonuclease-2-beta. The transcript has 2 exons. Gene Ontology annotation, biological process: apoptotic DNA fragmentation. The record is from RefSeq and is a predicted model, not a curated record. Gene Ontology annotation, molecular function: deoxyribonuclease II activity. Lineage: Eukaryota; Metazoa; Arthropoda; Insecta; Diptera; Culicidae. Bases 52 to 1134 code for a protein of 360 amino acids.
ACGCGCGUUGUUUAUCACUGAAUAAUUACGACUAGCAACAGUUGUGUGAACAUGUUAACAUUAAUGUUAUGGUUUUGUGCGCUUAUUCACUUUGGUGCUCCAAAAAUCGGUUGCCGGGAUGAGAACAACAAUGUAGUUGAUUGGUACUAUUUGUAUAAAUUACCGGUGAAGAUAUCAGACGGUCCUAGUCAUGCCGGUGUUCGAUAUACUUUUAUAACACCAAACGAAGCCAACAAUUGGCAACUGUCCAAUCGAAAUAUAAAUGAAACCGAUAGCAUUCCUGGCCGAACGUUGGACACGGUGUUGAAAGAUAGUAAGGAUUUGCUGGUACUCCUGUACAACGAUGAACCUCCACUGAAUAAAACAGACGAGAUACGUGGACAUGCAAAGGGUGUUGUUGUUACGGAUGGUUCAUUCGGGUUUUGGUUGAUACAUUCUGUUCCGAAAUACCCACCGGAACUUGGCCAGUCCUACACCUAUCCCGAAACGGGUAAAAAGUAUGGUCAAAGUUUUCUGUGUAUCAGCAUGACAGCUGAUCAAAUGGAAUUUGUUGGACAGCAACUGCUCCUAAAUGAGCCACAUGUUUAUUCGUUCAACGCUCCAGCCAUAUUGCGAGAUCGUUUUCCACUGCUGGUUCAAGCGGGGAAUAUGAAAAAUUAUGAUAAACCUCCUCACUGGAAUAUUGUUGAACUGAAAUCACGUGCUGGUGUUGCAUUUCAUUCGUUUGCAAAAAACCGCUUGUUUAGAAAAGAAUUAUAUGCAGAUUUGAUAGCACCAGCUCUACAGGUUGAUCUGUUUGUAGAGUCCUGGCAGAGGGGCUCGGGCGAUUUACCUAGUGAUUGCUCCACAUCAAACUGGAAGGUUUUAAACGUAAAGAAGGUUUCGAUAGGCAAACGAUAUCGUUUUACUACACUAGAUGAUCAUUCAAAAUGGGCUGUGUCGACGAAAGGUUUUCCGAAUUAUGUAUGUGUUGGAGAUAUCAACAGGCAGGAACAUCAGAAAAUGCGUGGUGGAGGAAGUGUGUGUAGCCAACUGACAGCUGCUUCCACUGUAUACAGGAAUACUGUUGAAGAUGCUGAACAAUGUAAUAAUCUAAGUUAUGUACCGAACUAUUGGUCAAAUAUUCAUCUAUGAUUUAUUUUAUUUUAAGUUCUUCGCUCCAUUUAAUCAGAGCUGAAUUGUGCAUCAAAGGUUUGCUUGAAUAGUGUGUUAUUGAAUUUAUAAAAUAUACUAUGAAAAUAAU